GGCGGGGCUGUGGUCUGUACAGAGAGAGUCAGAGCAGCAGAAGCUCAGUGAGACUCGCUCUGGAUUUACUGGAUUUAUCAUCUCUGAACAUCUGAACACACUGGAGUUUAUUCUUCACCAUUUACAUUCAGACAUGAUCCGGAUUAAUCUGACUGGAUUUAAUAUCGCAUGUGGAUUUACGUGAAGAUUUUGCUGUGCUGGUGUUGAAGACUCAGCAGCUCCAGAAUGCCGAUCCACUCACACAAGGCAUCUCUGGACCCCCAAGUGAAAUGGAGUUAACUUCACCCCCUGGAAAUUCAUCAGGCACCGUGCCAGCACUUCCAUUCUCCAACCUGAGCGAGUUUGAGGGGCACAUGACCCUGGCAUUACACACUGCUAACACUAACGAUAACACUAGUUUGGACAGGCCAGCGCUGAGCGGGCCAAUAGUGGCCUCGCUGUCCAUGACCCUCGGCGUGCUCUCCAACAUUGUGGCACUGCUGAUCCUGGCGAACUCCUAUGCCCGCCUGCGGCGUCGCUCCAAGGCCGCCUUCCUGCUCUUCGCCACCUCGCUGGUGGUCACUGAUUUCAUGGGUCAUGUGAUCCCUGGUGCCAUUGUGCUGAAGCUGUACCUGUCAGAAGGAGUGCCGGCAGCGCAGUAUGCCAGGCCGGAUGCUCUGUGCCAGUUUCUGGGGGGCAGCAUGGUGUUCUUUGGGCUGUGUCCGCUGUUUCUGGGCAGCGCCAUGGCAGCUGAGCGGUGCCUUGGGGUCACCAGGCCGCUGCUCCAUGCCUCUCUGGUCAGCGCAACGCGGACUAAAGUCUCUCUCUCCAUCAUCUGGCUGGCAGCGCUGUGCGUGGCGCUGCUGCCCUGCUUCCAGCUGGGCUCCUACAGCUACCAGUACCCGGGCACCUGGUGCUUCAUCAAGGUUCUGGAGGACACGGCAGAGGCGGAUGUGGCAUUCGUGCUGCUGUUCUCCAGCCUCGGUUUGGGCUCUCUGGCCUUAGCGCUGGUCUGUAACACCGUCAGUGGACUCACACUGCUGUUCGGCAGGAUGCGGAAGCAACGGUGCAACCGACAAACGGCCAAAUCUCAUGAUAUAGAGAUGGUGGUGCAGCUGGUUGGCAUUAUGGUCACUUCCUGCAUCUGCUGGAGCCCUCUGCUGAUUUUCGGCCUCAUGUCUGUAACGCACUCCUAUGAGGGCUCUAUUGGAGAUGACCUCGCCACCUACAGGACGCUGAUGAUAACAGGUGUCCGUCUGGCCUCCUGGAACCAGAUUCUGGACCCGUGGGUUUAUAUCCUCCUCCGGCGGGCUGUUCUACGCAAGAUCUACCUUGUCACCAAACGACAGGUGGACCUGAGCAGCAUCCGCCGCUGGGAGCCCAACUCUCUCCACAGCGCUGAGAAAACCACCAUCAGUAACCAAGUCUGACCACAGGGGGCGCUCUUAGAGAAAAACAUGGUCAGUAACCAGAUCUGGCCACAAGGGGUGCUCUCAGAGCAAAACAACGUCAGUAACCGUGCCUGACCACAGGGGGCGCUGUCAAAGAAAAACAAUGUCAGUAACCAUGCCUGACAACAGGGGGUGCUCUCAGAGAAAAACACGGUCAGUAACGGUCUGACCACAGGGGGCGUUCUCAGAGAAAAGCGCGGUCAGUAAUGGUCUGAUUACAGGGGGCACUCUCAGAGAGAAACACGGUCAGUAAUGGUCUGAUCACAGGGGGUACUCCCAGAGAAAAACAUUGUCAGUAACGGUUUGACUACAGGGGCGCUUUUUGGGAAAACUCUGUCAGUUACUGGGUCUGUUCACAGAGGCCACUCUCUGUAGUUAAUCAGAGAAGCCAUGUUUAGAGCAAAACAGCGUCAGUAACCGUGUCUGACCACAGGGGGUGCUGUCAAAGAAAAACAAUGUCAGUAACUGGGUGCUCUCAGAGAAAAACACGGUCAGUUACGGUCUGAUCACAGGGGGCGCUCUCAGAGAAAAACACGGUCAGUAAUGGUUUGAUCACAAGGGGGUACUCCCAGAGAAAAACAUUGUCAGUAACGGUCUGACUACAGGGGGCACUUUUUGGGAAAACACUGUCAGUUACUGGGUCUGUCCACAGACGGCACUCUCUGUAGCUAAUCAGAGAAGCCAUGUUUAGUGUCGGAAGUUUGCUCCUGUAAUUGUAGCACUGGAGUUAUGAGGCUAAUGUAGCUAACAAGUAAUGAAAGUUUAUGCCCCACCAGCUAGCGCUGUGCUAACUGCAUGUCUGAAUCAUCACACUGUUAUCUAUAAAAAUAGACAAAAGUAUGUUAGCAUAUCUAAAACUGUAGCAGUCAUUCUGAAGUCUGAAUUUAGUCUGUACUUUAGUCCAUGUUUAUAGAUAUCAGUGAGUCAAACAGUGUCAGAAAACAUAUAAUCAAUAUUAGAGAUACUAAACAACUCCACAUGUAAAUGAUGCAUGUAUGCUGUCAGCACUAGACUAGUGAGCAUAAACAAUUCUAAUUGUUAGCUACAUUAGCCUUGUAGCUCCAGUGCCAAAACUAAAGAAACAACUGAAGUGAAGCAGGUAGGUUUUCUGGUGUAGAUAUUGUCUAUUUCAGAUUUCAGCCUUUAACAAAGCACACCUUAUAUGAUGUAGCAAUAAAAACAUAUUAGCCUACAACUAUAGUGUUUUAAACUGAUCUAGGAUCAGAUUUUCUCUUCUCAAAGCUAAUGUUUAUCACUGUAGUAGUACUAUAAGAUUGAAUGUUUCAGAUGUUUAAGAUGUAAACAAAGACGUUCAGAGUGGUUUGGUGUGAAAUGCUCCAUAAUAAAGAAACUU
This is a messenger RNA of Colossoma macropomum (tambaqui), 2784 nucleotides long. RefSeq names its product prostaglandin E receptor 1a (subtype EP1) (gene ptger1a). Gene Ontology annotation, molecular function: thromboxane receptor activity; prostaglandin E receptor activity. Bases 270 to 1409 code for a protein of 379 amino acids. Gene Ontology annotation, biological process: positive regulation of cytosolic calcium ion concentration; adenylate cyclase-activating G protein-coupled receptor signaling pathway; inflammatory response. The transcript has 3 exons. NCBI's taxonomy places the organism in Eukaryota, Metazoa, Chordata, Actinopteri, Characiformes, Serrasalmidae. The record is from RefSeq and is a predicted model, not a curated record. Gene Ontology annotation, cellular component: plasma membrane.